Messenger RNA from Pseudo-nitzschia multistriata, 3234 nucleotides. The record is from the annotation of a GenBank genome assembly. NCBI's taxonomy places the organism in Eukaryota, Bacillariophyta, Bacillariophyceae, Bacillariales, Bacillariaceae.
CACAGUCACGAGUUGUGACUUUUUGGUUUCGAUGAKAAGACGAGUUGUUGGUUUUUGGAUUGCCGUUGCUUCUCCACAAUUUCUUUUUCAACAUGUCCAUGCCGUUGACUUGGUGCUGACUUCCGUUGAUGUGUCGAGUUAGUGUGUUGCGGUUGGCAAUUUGAACUGCRAGCGAAACUUUCUGGUCCAAAGCAGAGGCAAAACGAUCUCACUCGCCAUGAAACCAGUCGCCAUUGACCGUGGUGACGACGGUGUUGAUUAUGGUGACGACGAUGACGACGACGACGACGACGACAUCAUUUUGGUCUCGUCGACCAGGCAAAAAUGGGAACAACUGCACGGCAUCAACCUUCACAGCCUAGGAUCGACAAGCAGAAACAAGGGCAGCAGCGACAACGAUGGGGUUCAAAGCAACAAUCGCAUUCAUAAUCAUAACCAAGAAGACGAGGACGAGGACGAGGACGAGGACGACGAGAUACUGGUAGUUGCCGUGCCACCGACACCACCAAAGCACGACAAGCUGAAUAAAAAGAAUGACGAACACGGAUCCUCUGGUCACAAAAGGACUUGGAUCUACCAACGGAUUCGAAAUUCUUUUUUUGGUCUUGCUCUUGUCGACAACAACAACAAGAUUUUCUCCGAAUAUGCCCGAAACAUCGGAAAUCCAUGGAUGGUUGUGCUCCUGUUUGUUGCCACCGCUCUCUCGCUCGGGGUGAAAAAACGAASGCGGAGAACGAAACAGAACCGACMUACAKCAACGAUCAUCGCGCCAUCCAACCYAAAGAAAACCGAAAACCACGGCAAAGGAAAAUCUGCGGGUGCAGAGAACGUUGCCAAGGGCGAUCCUGGAAAUGUCGAUAARAAAGAAGAUACUUCAAGGAACAAAACAAAAACGGCUGACCUGGCCGGGGAGAAAAGCACCGACGAUKUGUUGCUGUCCUCGAAGGAGUCGAAMUCGCCUYGGGGAGGAAAAAAGAAASAGAAACAGAAUGGGAAAGAACCUCCAGRGACUCAGARAAUCCKGCUGCCUGCCUCACCAUCGCCAYYGYCAUCGCCAUUGUCAUUGUCGCUAGCAUUGUCRAAGAAAACAGACGCCUGUGAGAAUACCACUGCUACAACAAUAGUUGCGACCAAGCAACAACGAGACGAAAAGSUGCRAAUGGCGCGUCGGCUGGCUGAGGACAUCCGGCUCGUCCGGGACGUCCUCGUCGAGCACUCGCUCGAUCCAUCGAUGGCCGCGCAGCUCGCCGUGAGCAUGCAGRCAUCGCAAAGCGUCAUCGAGUCCCAGCGCGAGCUGUCCUACGCCACYACCAUGAUCGAUUCCCAYGAACGCCGUCUCGACCGGCAGMUUUCCGAGAGGCAGCACAGGGAGAGCCUGGAGGCUGCGAGGUACGAUCCAAACUGGAGRGAAAAGCUCCGCUCGGUGCGCGACGAAUGCUAUUACUGGAACCUCGCAAGCGGCGGGUUUAGCAGGCUGUGGUGGGARGUCCUCUGGAUACAACAAAUGGCCCGGGGAGUCUUGCCCGUGUGGCAGUACUACUAUUCGAAUGCCCAUCGAUGGAACGGCGUAGGCACAACKACCGUCCAUACCGACGCGGCGUUGGGAGCCACCGAUCCUUGGAGCGGGCUGGUAGCUUCCUUCCUCAAAGACACGAUCGCGUCGAUCCUGGCACAGGUUUGCGAUUGCCGACCCCAUGCCAGCAUAGGACCAUCGGAAGCAACUGCCGGAGCAACAACAUCGCUGGCAGAUCACUCCACGAUGACGUCGUGGGCGAUGCCGUUCAUCGCGUCUGCCGCUUUCUCGCUCCACAACACAGGUACCCUGCAGGRGCUCGUGGAGCAGUGGUCCUGCUAUGGYUAUUGCAUCGCAUCUGCAUCCAUGGGRCUAAUGCUCACCAUCGUCCUCCACCAGGGCUUGCGAAUUUUGUCGAUGCCCUCGUCGCUGCACCACGCCAUCAACCUUUUGUCCAUGGCGUUGUUCUACGGCCCCCAKCGCACCCUGGCACUGGGUAUUUCCUCCAUCUCGAGGAUGCUAAUGGUGCUGCCGGCUUUCGAUUCUUCAACGAGCUUUGACCACCACAYCGACGACAUCCUUGAUCUCGGCGGACCGCCCGCCGGAGGCAACAACCAACGAGCCAUGCUUGCGUGCUCGCUUCUGCUCCUGUCUCUGUGGGUGGGUUUGCCCCUUACCAGCUGGAUCCGGACCCCCGCUCUUUGCCGGAGGGUCGAAUCACGAGUGGCCGGAGCCGAUCCGAUCGAUUUCGAGCGCACCCUCCAAGCGGGCACGGUCCAGCUCAGGCGCUGGCAGUGGGAACAGAUGGCUGCGCGGUACCUUUUGCUAUCGAUCUAUUCUGCGUUGAUACUAUGGGAAAACAUUCAGAACACAACAGCGAUUGGAAGCUACGCGUAAAUGRUGUUUGAACAAUGGUUGACCGAAACGUUGAUAGCCGUUUGUUGAYUCGUAUCAUUGAAAAGUUGUUAUCGGCAAGUUGAGACACARCAUAGCGCUUGCCGUGCAUCGAGUUUGYACAUAUUUCUACAGAAAGCCUUGACACCAGUGUKGGAUACAUUGAAUCAUCAGCCAGUCGGGGUUGSCAGUGUUACAUCCGAAACCAAGACCAGAACGUAAUCGCUGCGAUUGUGACCAUCGUUGGAACCCACUGUCAARAGAGUGGCAGUUAGCAGAAGCGGCAUCGGAACACKUGCUGCACAAUUAGACCACAAUAUUCAAAAUAAGUAGUGCUGGGGUCCARGACCUUCAUGAAUCUGCACGAUACGGUUUUUUUUUCWUUGUCCGCUACCGAAACACAGCCCAAUCUCGUCUUGGUGCUUUCAUAYAACAGCGAGACGCAGUGGUGAACCCCCUCGAAGCACUUUGCACCAAGCGUUCUCGGAUCCGAGUUGGUACAAACAGCGUGCGAUGCGGACAGGUCGGCAUCGACGUGACAGGAAAGCGGGGUUAGCGGCACGGGACUWAUCCCUGUAUCGCAAAUGUUGCACAGAUCUGUGUCGCAGUAGGAGCAAUCCACUACACCUAGUUCGUCCAUUCCUUGGAGAAUGGUGCAGGUGUAAGGAGACUCGGCAUCGUCGCUCCGAUCGCCAUCCAGCUUCGGGACGCACCCAAAUCCCAUCGACGUGCCGUCACCGUACAURACGCUUAGGCAGUGAUGGCUGCCAACUUCACACGGCCGACCGUUGCACAACGCCAUUGUGUAAUAAAAUGUAUAAUAUUAA